GAAGCCCCGUAGCGCUGCGGUUGUUGCGCAGUUCCAGCGGCGGUUGGCUUUUCCCUCUGUCGGAGCAGCGCACGCGCCAGCAGGCAGGCCAAGCUGAGCCACCAGUCUUGUCCAUCGAGUGACCUCCAGCCGCUUCUAGCGACCGGAGGGACGCCAGGAAAAACGGGUGACCAACGCCAAGACCCGCCAGCCGCCCCCACGCCGCCAAACCUGGGUACCUCACCGCCCACCACCCCCACCGCCAUGAACAACCAGGGCGGCGACGAAAUCGGGAAGCUGUUUGUGGGUGGUCUUGACUGGAAUACUACACAGGAGACCCUCCGAGAUUAUUUUUCCCAAUAUGGAGAGGUGGUCGAUUGUGUCAUAAUGAAGGAUAAAAUGACAAAUCAGUCUCGAGGUUUUGGUUUCGUAAAGUUCAAGGAUCCAAACUGCGUGGGUACAGUACUAGCCAGCAGACCUCAUAAUCUUGAUGGAAGAACAAUUGAUCCAAAGCCAUGUACACCUCGUUCCAUGCAGCAAGAAAAACCAAAAGCAAAAGAAGGUGCUGCAUGGAAAGGUUCGCAAAACCAGAGCAGCAAUAAAUCAAAGAAGGUAUUUGUUGGAGGAAUUCCUCACAAUUGCAGUGAGACAGAGCUCAGGGAUUACUUCAAAAGAUUUGGAGUGGUCUCCGAAGUAGUAAUGAUCUAUGAUGCUGAAAAGCAGAGGCCCCGAGGUUUUGGAUUUAUUACUUUCGAGGACGAGCAAUCAGUGGACCAGGCUGUCAACAUGCAUUAUCACGACAUCAUGGGCAAAAAAGUUGAGGUGAAACGCGCAGAGCCUCGUGACAGUAAAGGCCCAGGGCCUGGCCAGUCAGGAGCACCACAGUGGGGCAGAAGCUUACCAAAUGCUGCUAAUGGCUGGGGAGGUCAGCCCUCACAAAGCUGGCAGCAGCAGAGUUACACUAGCCCACAAGGUAUGUGGAUGACACCUGGUCAGCCAAUGGGUGGGUAUGGACCACCACCUCCUCCAGGAGGACGAGGCGCCCCUCCACAACCGCCCCAUUUUAAUCCAUAUGUAGUGCCACAACCACCUCCAGGAGGAUUUGCACCACCUCAGGGAUUUGGACAGAGUUUUGGCGCACCUCCACAAUAUGGCUAUGGAGGAUUUGGCGCACCUCCAGCUGACCAGUUUGGCCCACCUGGAAUACCAGCACCCCCUGCCACACCAGGAGCAGGACAGAUAGGCUAUCCACCAGCAACACAGACACCUCAGGAUAUGAGCAAGCCACCUGCUGGACAGCCCGAAUUCCCUGGGUACAACCAGUAUGGCAUGGGUAACUAUCCUCAGGAUCCUUCAGGCUACGGACCCACGCGUCCUUCUCAGACUUACGGUCAGGCUGAGCAGGGAUAUAGUGCAGCAGGUUAUGGGCAAGACAUGAGUGGUUUUGGCCAGGCCCCAAGUUUCUCGGAUCCAAAUCAGCCAGCUCCCUCAUAUGGAGGACCCUCAGCACCAGCGCCCCCAGGGGCUCCACCAUCAGCACCCGGUGGAUUUGCCCGCGGUCAGAACCACAAUGCUCAGGGGUUUCAUCCUUACAGGCGUUAAAACUAUGGCAGGGAAAAGGAGGAGUAUAUUCUGGUGUAAAUUUGGCCAGGAAUUCCUUAAUUUGUGACUCUUUUGUGACAAUCACUUGAUUAUAUAACAAAAACAACAAAAAAAUUUAAAAGGAGUUUGAAGGAUACGCUGUGAGCUUUGGACUGCAUUUUUCUUUUUUUUUGAAUUUAUUCUCCUCUCUUCCCAACAGCACAAAUGACCUCUGCGCUCUGACUGAUGCAGGGUUUAGGAGAAAUACUCUGCUGUACCAUAUAACUCUUUGGUUUCUUUUCUUUUUCAUUUGUUCCUUUUGAGACCUUGUUUUACCCUAGUAUACCUUUAUGUUUAAAUAAAAUGGAAACAUUUGAAUUCAGACGUUGCAAUUUUUAGGAGAAAUUUUGUACUGUUUACAUCUGACUUAUUUUUUAAUUUAAGAUGUAGAUUUCCCUUAAGAAUGGCUGUAGAAUAAACUGCAAAGACAGAUGACCCCUGGUUUAAAUAAAGAGAGCACAUUUCGUUUAAUUGGCUUGGUGUGUUACUCGUCUUGUAAUUUUCAUUUUUUUUUAAAGAAAUUGCUCGUGUACUUUCAACUAUUUGUCAGUGGAUCGUCUAUUUUCCAUGAUCACACCAGCACACAACAGAAAUAUUCAAUAAGCAUGUUCUGCUAUACAAGCUCUUUAGCCCUUAGCUGAAUGUUGUUGCCUCCCAAUAGUUUUUUUUAUAUAGAUUUUGCAGUUUGUGAAGCCAUAAUGUCAUUUGAUGCUAUUGAUUUGUUAAUUCCUCUAAAUAUCUGUUAAUCUCUGCAUUAAUCUGCUUUUGACCAUUUGUUGUAUUGUCUAACGUGUAUUUGUUACACAAUCAUUUAGACAAUGUCAGUAGUGUUCUGAGAUCUGCUUCAAUGAAAUAAGAAACUUAAUAUUCCUUCGUAAGCAUCUCAGUUAUUCUUAGUUUCUCUUCCCCACCCAAAGGCAGGUACCACAGUCAGCUGUUUAGUGUUCUAAGAUUUGUUUCUUGCAGUUACAGACUUCAUCUCAGACUUCCAAUUCAUGCAUCUCUGUUAGCUGUGAAUGUGUGUCUUUUUGAGUCAAAUGUUUCAACACGGUUUUGAUACACCAACAAAACUAUGUUCUUGAUGCACCUGGUAUAAGAGAAAAAGUAUGUAUUGAAUGCUCUUUUUUUAAUCAUUAAUCUGAACAGAUAUUUAACCUUAUUUCCUAAAACAGAAUCUCCUUUUGUAUUGUGCCAUUGUCCAUUGUGCUUUUUUAUUCCCCCCUCUUCAAUUAUAUCAUAUGACCUGAAAUUGGGGGAAUUUGGAAGGCAGAUAUAUGUCCACUGGUUUUGUUGUCUGGAUAAGUGCAAGUUACCUUCUAGUGUUGUCAAGGAUCUAAAUUGGACCCCAUCCUUUCUUCACUUUAUAGGAGCAACACACAUCAAAGUUGCUGGUGAACG
Molecule: messenger RNA, 3018 nt
Organism: Mobula hypostoma (lesser devil ray)
Lineage: Eukaryota; Metazoa; Chordata; Chondrichthyes; Myliobatiformes; Myliobatidae
Gene: dazap1
Product: DAZ associated protein 1
Exons: 13
Coding region: 244-1581 (445 amino acids)
Biological process (GO): central nervous system development; regulation of translation
Cellular component (GO): cytoplasm
Molecular function (GO): mRNA binding
Source: RefSeq, a predicted model, not a curated record